Molecule: messenger RNA, 1541 nt
Organism: Doryrhamphus excisus (bluestripe pipefish)
Lineage: Eukaryota; Metazoa; Chordata; Actinopteri; Syngnathiformes; Syngnathidae
Gene: serpinb1
Product: serpin peptidase inhibitor, clade B (ovalbumin), member 1
Biological process (GO): negative regulation of endopeptidase activity
Molecular function (GO): serine-type endopeptidase inhibitor activity
Source: RefSeq, a predicted model, not a curated record
ACGCGCCCCACGCCCACCCACAGGCUGUAGUGACUCCAAAUGAGAAACAGAGACAGUGUGGAUUUAAUCACGACACCAUCUUUGGAAGGUUUGGAGCCUUUGGGGAGAUUCUGAGGGAACUUUGCUUUGCUUUGACUGGUAUCCUUACAGGACGAACAGGGGAAUUCUGCACUAUCAACAAUGGCCACCCUCAGUAUCUCAAAUACUACAUUUGCUCUGGAGUUGUUCCGAACUCUGAGUCAAGCAAACCCAACCGGGAACAUCUUUGUCUCUCCGUUGAGCAUCAGUUCAGCCCUAGCAAUGGUCUACCUGGGAGCUAAAGGAGACACAGCGACUCAGAUGGCACAGGCCCUGUCAUUCAAGUCCGGCGAAUCCAUCCAUGCAGACUUCCAGUCUCUUAAUGGGGACAUCAAUUCACCAUCCGUAUCAUACACCCUGAAACUGGCCAACCGACUUUAUGGAGAAAAUACAUCUAAUUUCCUCCCUCAAUUCCUUGAUGCCACACACAAGUACUAUAAGGCAGAUCUGAAGACGGUGGAUUUCAUUGGGGCUGCUGAGGAGUGUAGAGCAGAGAUUAACAGCUGGGUGGAGCAGCAGACACAGAAUAAGAUUAAAGAUCUUCUGAAGCCAGGAACAGUUAGCUCGAUGACAAGAUUAGCUCUGGUCAAUGCCAUCUACUUCAAAGGCAACUGGAUGCACAGAUUCAAUCCGAUAAAUACUUUGGAAAUGCCAUUUAAAGUCAAUCAGAAUGUGACCACAAAGGUGCAUAUGAUGUAUCUGAAGGAGAAACUGCCCUUCAACUACAUCCCUGAGCUGGGUCUUCAGAUCCUAGAGAUGCCGUACACAGAUGAUGAGCUCAGUAUGGUCAUCCUGCUUCCAGAGGAGUCCACUGAUGGCUCUGACCCGUUGCUAAAGGUGGAAAAGGAACUUACACACACAAACCUGAACGAGUGGACCAAGAGGAGUAACAUGGACAUCCAUUCCGAAGUUAUUGUUCAUCUGCCCAAAUUCAAACUGGAGGAGGAGUACCUCCUGAAUGAACCUUUGGCUAAACUGGGUAUGGCUGAUGUAUUUUGUGCUGCAAAGGCUGACCUCUCUGGAAUGAACGGCGAGGGAAACCUUUCCCUGUCCACAGUGGCCCACAAGGCCUUUGUAGAGGUCAACGAGGAGGGCACUGAGGCUGCUGCUGCCACUGCUGGCAUUGCAUCUUUCUGUAUGCUGAGGGAGGAACACUUUACAGCAGACCAUCCUUUCCUCUUCUUCAUCAGGCACAAUAAAUCCGAGUCUAUCCUUUUUCUCGGCAGGUUCUCCUCUCCCCAGUGAAGAGAACUUAAAUACUUUUUUAAAGUUAAAUUUUUGCAGGAAAGGCUUUAUAUGUUUGACUGUACAUUUCUAAAAUUACAUUUUUCUCAAUCCAUGCACUAAAUCAGUUAUAAUAAAGCAUUCAGGGUACGCUUACAUAGUCUUAUAAUAUAAAUAACUGUAUGAAAAGCUGCUUGAAUUAACAAUUAGAGAUAAUAAAAAAGGGGUUAUAUUUUGCA